AUGUUACUUGUAAAUGAAUCCAUAAAUGUAAUUAUCUAAACAUAUACUUAGGUUACAAUACCCUCAUAUAAAUAAGAAUCUUCUAAUGUUCAAUAUGUUAUUGAAAUUAAAACAAGAAAUAAACAACAAUGGCUAAUUACAAAGCGCUAUUCAUAAUUUGAGGAUUUACAUAAAAAAUUGAUACUUAUUUUUUAGGAUCUCCCUGAAUUACCUAAAAAAGCCUUUAUAACAUUCUUAGUUGGCAAAUCAAAAGAAUAAUUAGAAGAACGUAGAGCUGGUUUGGAAAAAUAUCUUUAGUUGCUCAUAGUACGUAGAGAAAUAUAUCAUUCUAACUUGCUUCGAGAUUUUUUACAGGUAUAGUAAUUUGUAAUAAGCUUGAAUAAUGCGAAGAAAUUAUUCCUCCUAAUCUAAUCCAUUCUACUAAAACAAUAAUGGGUAUACGUGAUGUUUCAUUGUCUGAUUAAGGAGUAAUGUUCCUCCUCUAAGCAGAUAUGAGUGUUUUGAAUAGAGUGGAUGCAUAUGUUAAUAAUAUGAAGAUGCCAUGGAAUGAUGAAGAAACAGAAGUCAAAACCAUACCAGUUGGAUUAGUUGAAUGUUAUAUUAAAUAAGAAGAAGGAGAAUUUUCUUAUAAAAGAUUAUGGACUAAAGAGUAUAAUACUUAAGCAAUUUGUAUGUUUUAUGAACCAAUUACAUGCACUUUGCUUAUUGGGUAAUUAAAUCGAAAGAAUAUUUAGAUUAGACUCUGGAAAUAUUAACUUUAUAAAAGUUUCAGAGAAAGAUUCAUUCUAAAAAUAUGAGUAAAGCAUUGAAAUUGAAAUCCAUAUUAGCAGAAUAAUGGGUUUAUUUUAUAGAAAUGGAUAAAUUCACUCAGUUUCAAAGGAUACUCAUUAUAAAGUUAUUGAUAUGGAUUAAGGAGGCUUGAAAUCAGGUGAAUUAUAAAACUAUUAUAGAUUUUUCAAUAGGGAAGCAUGAAUUAACAUUCUUAACAUAUAAUGAAUAGAGAAAAAUUUCAGUAGUUGGUAAUAGAAAUGGUUAAUUAUAUAUACUAAAUAUUAAACCUGUAUAACCAAUAGUAAUGUUGUCUGUUGAUACAAAUACAUCAUUUAUUAGAGGACUAGUUUUGGAUUAUUAGAAAAACUAUUUAAUUUCAGUUUCUUACGAUGAUGGUGUAAUAUGCGUUUUAGAUGUUGGGAAAUGUUUACAAGAUAAUAUAGGGAAAAUCAAAACAAAAAUAUAAGCUAAAAUAAAAGUAUUUUAAAUCAAUAACUAUUAAUAACUAGACUAGAGAAGUUUAAUGGUCAAGUAAACGAGGAGAAUUAUUCAUAGGAAAUGAUGAUGGAACAGUUACUAUUUAUAAUGCUCUUGAUUUAUAACCUUAAUGUAAAAUUUUUUAUUAUUUUUAGAUGUACUUAAGGCUCAUGAAAAAGCCAUUACUAAAUUGAUUUGGUAAGAAUCUACCCAGAUUCUUAUUACAGGAGGUAAGGAUGAAUUUAUUAAAUGGUGGCAUUUUCCUAAAAAAUGGAAGGCAGGUGAUCAAGAUGAAUAAGCCAAAUCAAAACAAUUGAUUGAGGCUAAAAUGGAGAAUAUCUUAAAAUUGUAAAAUUAAAAUCAAAAAAUUGAUUCAGACGAAGAAGAUGAAACAGGAUUAGGAAAUUGGCAUAAAUGAUAUAGCAUAA
This is a messenger RNA of Paramecium sonneborni, 1676 nucleotides long. The record is from the annotation of a GenBank genome assembly. Lineage: Eukaryota; Ciliophora; Oligohymenophorea; Peniculida; Parameciidae.